This is a messenger RNA of Acytostelium subglobosum LB1, 1251 nucleotides long. RefSeq lists its product as hypothetical. The record is from RefSeq and is a predicted model, not a curated record. NCBI's taxonomy places the organism in Eukaryota, Evosea, Eumycetozoa, Acytosteliales, Acytosteliaceae. The transcript is spliced from 2 exons. The coding region runs from base 1 to 1251 and encodes 416 amino acids.
AUGCGACUAAGUCUAGUGUGCUGGAACUUUCACUCGUUUGUCAAGUCACUCAACAACAAAGUGUCAGACCUGGCCCUGUUUGCACACGCCCGAAAGUCUGCUGACCAACAACGAUACUCGAUCAUCUCUGACCGUAUCAAGACUCUCAGCUUUGACUACCUGAACAGCAGCGGUUGGCUUGCUAAGAAUGAGAGUCCGUCGACAAUGGAGUCAUUGCGCCAGCUCCUGUCGACGCUGACCACAGUGGCUGGAUCAUUGGAGGAGAUUCACCAACUGAAAAAACACUUUGGAGUUGGGAAGACAGUGACCAGCAUCACCUCUGAGAGAUCCACCCGCAUAACAUGGAGGGGCCAUGGUGUGGCGAGCAUUGGCACCGAGCACUUUCCAGCACUCCAAUCUCUGACAUUCCUUCCUCCCAGAAACGAAGACCUGGACCAGCUUGACCUCUACCAACAGGUGAUGUCAAGUCAGUUCUCAACAAUCACAUCACUUCAACUACGCUUCAUUCCACCAACGGCAGUUGGCGCAUUCGACACGCUCAAUCAGUUGGUCAACCUUAAGAAGUUGAGGAUCGAGCGAUGGUGGGAUUGUUUCUCGCCGAAUCUCACGUACCUUGGCCGUCCGUCAACACAGCUCCGAUCACUCUUCAUUGAGUUCUUCAACGAGAAUAAUCACGAGCCAUCGGUCAGCCCAGCAGCCUUGUCACUGUUGGAGUUCCUCUUCACCAACAAAUCAUGCACAGUGACCAAACUUGGUGAGAUUGACCAGUGCACACUGCUCGCCCUGCGCAGACUGCUCAAGUCACUGCGUCUCAGAGACGCGUUGCCGUCAUGGAAGCAAGAACAGCCACAACUCACAGCUCGCUUGACAUCGUUCCAAGACAAUCUUAUGAUACUCAAGGGCAACGUGGAGCUGACUCUUUGGCUUCAUUGUGGAGACAAGCUCGGUGAUGAUCAUUUCGAUGAGUUCCUUCAAGCUAUGAAGCAGAGUUACAUCAAAUACUUCGUCUUCCAGGCAUGGCUAGGCCAUUGGCAGACGACUCUCAAAUCUCAGCGUUGGCCAGUGUCAUCAACAGCCAUCAUUCCAUCCUCAACAAGACCGUGUUUCCACUUUAUUGACCAAAGCACACCAAUUCCACACAGUCAGGCGGACUGGACACUGGAUAACGAGGAUAAUAAAGAAGCAUGUACGAUAUCAUUUGGCGAUUACUUUGGCACUCGCCUAAGAAUACUUAAACACUUACCAACGUAG